Messenger RNA from Danaus chrysippus (African queen), 816 nucleotides. The record is from the annotation of a GenBank genome assembly. Lineage: Eukaryota; Metazoa; Arthropoda; Insecta; Lepidoptera; Nymphalidae.
AUGUUUGUUGUAGCAAACUUAAGAUCAUAUUUUAAGUUUCUUGUUGUAAUAACAACUAUAGCAGUGGUGAUAGCAGCUAUAAUUUUGAACCAAAUCCCAUCGGAAUAUGAAUCACCAAAAAUUAACGAAACUCCUGAAGUUCCGAACGAAAUUCCUGAAGUUCCUAAAAAGAUACACAUUUUUACAGAUCAAGAACUAGCACAGUAUAAUGGUAUUCAUGAGGAAAGAAUCUAUUUAUCAGUAAUUGGUAGUGUUUUUGAUGUAACAAAAGGAAAAAAACAUUAUAAAAAAGGAGCUUCAUAUCAUUAUUUCGCUGGAAAGGACGGCUCUAGAGCUCUUGUAACUGGAGAUUUCAAUGACGAAAGCAGUAACAAGGAUUACAUUCUAGAUCUCAAUUGUGAUGAUAUAUUCAAUGUUUUACAUUGGCGUCGCACUUUUAGAGAGAAAUAUGAAUUCAUAGGAUAUUUAUCAGGAAGAUAUUAUGAUGAAAAUGGGGAAGAAACAAUAUACAUGACUGGGUUGAAAAAAGUUGUGAAACAGUGUAGGGAAGAAAAGGAAGAAGCUAAGAAACAAGAGAGAACAUUUCCACCAUGUAAUAUAUCAUGGAAAGAAGGUGAAGGGUCUAAGGUUUGGUGCUCCAAGUCAAGUGGCGGCAUAGUCAGAAACUGGGUUGGCGUUCCACGGCAACUUUACACUCCAGGAGUUGAAAGGCCACAAUGUGUCUGUGUAAGGCGUGACAACAAAAACUCGGCUCUGAUCAAAGAGUAUGAAGGAUGCCCCUCAUCUUCCUCAGAAUGUAUUGUACCAGAUAAAUGA